Messenger RNA from Triticum turgidum subsp. durum (durum wheat), 1851 nucleotides. NCBI's taxonomy places the organism in Eukaryota, Viridiplantae, Streptophyta, Magnoliopsida, Poales, Poaceae. The record is from the annotation of a GenBank genome assembly.
AUGGCCGGGCGUGGGGCUUCCUGGGGCGUGAUCAGGGCGGCGGCGGUGCUGGCCCUAGCUGUGGCCGUGCUGGGAGGGGUCGUGGCUUCGGCGUCCAGGGCGGAGCAUGUUUCUUCCCGCGCCGAGGAAUUGAAGGCUCUGAUGGCCAUCAAGGCGGCGCUCCAUGACCCGGACGGAAUUCUCGGAGACUGGAUCGUCACUGCCGGUCGUCACCGGUGCCGGUGGACGGGGGUCACAUGUUCCGUCGGCCGUAUCGACUCACUACAACUGCAGAACAUGGGCCUGGCCGGCACACUCUCGCCGGCGAUCGGGAAGCUGCGGCGACUGCGCAAUCUGUUAUUGCACCAUAACUCAAUCUCUGGCCCUAUUCCCGACGCCAUUGGAGGGCUGCCGCUGCUACGACAUCUUUCCCUGUCAAACAAUCAGCUCAACGGCACGAUACCUGACUCGCUGAUCAAUUCUAGCAGCCUCUUCGUCAUGGACCUGUCCUUCAACAACCUGAGCGGCACGGUGGAGGCUUUCAACAUAAGGAAUGUACUCGUUUCCGGAAAUCCGCUGUUACGUUAUCCCGGUUGCGGAGGAAGUUGCGCCGCCUCCACAGUUUUGCAGCAAGAGAUCACUGUCCCCGCACUAGACCCGCCCACUCACUCACAAAGCGUUGCAGCAACCAUCAAAUUGGUGGUGAUCUGCGUAUCAAUUGGCUCUGUGGUAACUGUCGCCUUAUUUGGAGUCUUCGAGGCUACUCAGCAGUGGCGUAGGCGGCGCCUCCGGAUAUUUGCUGAGAUAGAUGACAAAAAGAACUCAGAAGUAAGCCAUGGUCAUCUGAAGAUGUACACGCUCAAGGAUAUCAAACAAGCUACCAACAGCUUCCACCCAAAUAACAUCUUGGGGCAUGGAGGAUUUGGGAUAGUAUACAAGGGUAUUUUGCUUGAUGGCACCAUUGCAGCUGUGAAAAGGUUGAGGGAAUUUGUUUCUGCUGGUGAAGUUCAAUUCCACACAGAAGUUGAAGUCAUGAGCUUGGUUGUUCACCGCAACCUCAUUAAUCUAAUUGGGUUCUGCUCUGAAGAUAAUGAGAGGAUCCUUGUAUACCCUUACAUGCUAAAUGGAACUGUUGCUUCCAAAUUACAAGCAUAUGUGAGCGGAAGACCUGCGUUAGACUGGGCAGGGAGAAAGAAGAUUGCGCUUGGCGCGGCGCGAGGGCUCGCCUAUUUGCAUGAGCGGUGUGAUCCAAGAAUAAUCCAUCGCGACAUAAAAGCGUCCAAUAUUCUUCUUGAUGAACAUUUUCAAGCGAUAGUCUCCGAUUUUGGGCUGGCAAAGCUCUUGGGUCAAGGGCAGUCCCAUGUUUUCACAGCAAUCCGUGGGACAUUUGGGCGUAUCGCUCCUGAGUAUCUGUUGACAGGUGAAUCAUCGGAUAAGACCGAUGUUUUCGCGUAUGGACUCUUGUUGAUCGAGCUAAUGACUGGUCGAAAAAGGUUGGACGUUAAUCCGGAUGAGUUUGAGAAGGGAGGAGUGGUUGAUUGGGCAAGGCAGCUCCUUAACGAUGGCCUGCUGAGCUCGUUCGUGGACGAGAGGCUGAAGUACAACUACAACUACGCCGAGGCGGAGGAGAUGGUCCAGCUAGCCUUGCUCUGCACAAUGUACAGGGCAGCCCACCGCCCAAGGAUGUCUGAAGUCGUCAGGAUGCUGGAGGGAGAUGGGUCGGUCGCGGGGAGAUGGGAGAGAUUGAAGGAUGUCAAGGCACCGGAGCACGGAAUGGAAACCCCCAAGAUUGUGCUGUCUCCUGCGCAUUACAGUGAAGAGGAGCAUAACUCCGUGGAGCUGGAGGCAGUUCAGCUCUCUGGGCCAAGGUGA